AUGCUUGGCCAUUUACUAAUUGAGAUGAAUAAAUACAGAAAAGCUGAAUCAUAUUUUCAAAUGAUGCUACAAGUUUUACCGAAAUCACAUAAAGAUUUUCCUUUAGUAUGCGAUUAUAAGGGUCAUUUGAAUAUGAGAAAAACCAACUGGAAUGAAGCCUAUACGAAUUUUAACGCAGCAUAUGAAAUAAGAAAGAAGGUUUUACCUUUGAAUCAUUCACUUAUUGGUGUAACAUUAAAUAAUAUCGGUGAUUAUUAUAAAGUCAUUGAAAAUUAUGAUGAAGCACUUAAAUAUUAUGAAAAAGCUUUAGAAUGCAAAAACGAUUCAACUAGCAUAGCAAAAAUUCAACUUAAUAUGAGUACAAUCUAUGUAAUAUACAAAGAUUAUGAUAAAGCGCUCAAUUUAUGCAUUGAAGCACGUGAUUAUCUUCAACAAUUACAUAUAUAUCCGUAUAACGAUAUUGUUCGUUGUCAUGAAAUUGUUGGCGAUAUUCAUUUGAUUCAAAAGAAGUAUAGUAUUGCCGAUCAUUAUUAUUUUACUGUAUUUGAAAUGAAUAAAAAUGCUCUUUUGAGUGAUAAUAUACUUCGAAUCCAUUGUAUAAACUCUUUAGUUGAUUUAUAUAAUAAGCAAGGUCUGAAACAAAUAGCUAUUGAUUUUUGUCAAGAUAAACUAUCGGCCUAUGAAAAGGAUUUAUCUGAGAAGCACAUCAAUAUUGCACAUUUUUUGAUGAAACUCCUUGAAUUAUGUGAAGAGAAUGAUGAUCAAAAGAUAAAUUUAUUGUUAAGAGCAUUGCGUAUUUUUGAGAAACAUGUUCAUUUUGAAUAUGCUUCAACAGCUAAUUGUUUAAUGGCGAUUGCUGAAUAUCAUCAAAAGCAAAAUGCGUAUGAAGAAGCCAUCAAAUACCGUUAG
Rotaria sp. Silwood1 is the source of this 909-nucleotide messenger RNA. The record is from the annotation of a GenBank genome assembly. NCBI's taxonomy places the organism in Eukaryota, Metazoa, Rotifera, Eurotatoria, Philodinida, Philodinidae.